AUGUAUGAAAAGGACCUCAGGAACUCAAUUAAAGACCAGGAUAAUGCCGACACAAUUAGUAUUGACACAUUGGCUCUGGAAGAGAUUCUUAAAGACGAAAGGACUCAGGAAAUAUCAGAAUUGAAUAGUUUAAGUGACAAAGUGUGCUAUCUUCACACAAACCUGUUGUACUAUAGAAACCCUAAGUCUAAGAUGGGUUCAACAUGUUACGAAGCAUGGAGGACACUUGUGAAAAAAGUAGGUGGUUCACCUAAUACAUGGAAAGAUUUGGGAUAUGCUUUAGGUGUCAAUCAAGGAGACUUAGAUUACAUAUCACAUUCUGUUAAAGAUGAUCCAGCUGACAUAAUUCUCAAAGUCUACAUGCAAAGUGAAUCUGCAACACUAGAUAAAGUGUUAGAUGCAUUAAUAAAAAUGAAGAGAUAUGAUAUAGUAAAAGCAGUUGAAGAUCCAUUGUGUAAUUUGGCACAGUGUUUUGUAAAAGAUGAUAGUGGAUAUCAAAGUAAUAGUGAUACUGGAAAAAGAGAAAUAAUUAGCUUAACAAAAAAUGUUCCUAAUGAUUUGCCACCAGCUUUAAGCAAGAAAUAUGUUAAAAAUGCUGAUAAGCCAAAACAACCAUCCCUCAAGCCUUCAACAAAGGCUGAUGUAAAUAAAAGAAGUACUGUAGAGGCAACAUUAUUUCUUACAUAUACAGAAGAUGGUUUAGAUACAGCCAUUAAUAUUCAACAUUAUGUUAAUAACUGGGAUGAGUUUUCUGGAAUUACAGUAUUAACAUUAAAUGGUAAACGAGAAGAGGUUGUUCAAAAUCCAGAAAAGUUUAUAAGAGAGUAUUUUGAAAAGGCUCACUUUAUAGUUCCGAUAAUAACAACAGGGUAUUUAAGUAGAAUUAAAUCAUACACUCCUUUGGAACCAACUACUGAUGAUAAUUUAGAUUUUAAAUAUGUGAACUUUAUAUACAAUUUAAUAGUCAAUUAUUAUAUACACGCCUCAGGGUGUAUCAAUGAAAAAGUAAGGAGUGUUCUGCCACAAAAUGUUAAUGUUGAUGUAUUGAGAGACAUAUCUAUGUAUCCAGACUUAAUGCCUUGGACUUACGAAACUAAUUUUGAUGAACACUUUAAGGCAUUUUUAAAAAACCUCUCUUUGUAA
Pieris macdunnoughi is the source of this 1143-nucleotide messenger RNA. The record is from the annotation of a GenBank genome assembly. Lineage: Eukaryota; Metazoa; Arthropoda; Insecta; Lepidoptera; Pieridae.